CUUUCAGAACUGCGCUUUGGGUCAUUCAGAGUCCGGGAAAGUGUUACACUGGACCGGCGCAAGGACUUUCAAUCCGCGACGGGAUUUCAUGUUGGAUUUUGUGUCUGGCGUCAUUUUCAUUCAUACAUUAUUGAUUAUAUCACGUUUAUCGGACUUGCGCAGGUUAUAGGUUUUGUUACUAAAAUAGUCCUAUAAAUAUGAAGCAAAACUGCAAUGUGCCUGCUUUCCUCAGCAAACUAUGGACAUUAGUUGAGGAUCAUUCAACUAAUGAUCUCAUCUGCUGGAGUCAAAACGGCUGCAGUUUCUUAGUAUGCGACGAGCAGCGCUUCAGCAAGGAAAUCCUACCUCUGUACUUCAAACACAGUAACAUGACCAGCUUUGUGCGGCAGCUCAACAUGUAUGGCUUCCGCAAAGUCGUGCAAGUGGAAGCGGGACUGCCGCGGGGUGACGCAAGAGGAGACUGCGUGGAGUUCCAGCACCUUCACUUUCGGCAGACGCAGCCUCAUUUGCUUGAGCUCAUUCGAAGAAAGGUGUCGCUGAGCCGCAAUGGGGAUGAAGGCGUGCCGCCUCAGAUGUCACAGGUUCUCCUGGAGCUCGGCCAGGUGAGGGGUUGGCAGGACAAGUCUGACUCCAAACUGAUGGCGCUGCGUAGGGAGAAUGAGAGUUUGUGGAGGGAAGUUGACUGCCUGAGACAGAGGUACCAGCAGCACCACAAGAUUAUUCGCAAGAUCAUUCACUUUAUUGCCAGCACCGUCCAGUCCAAUGGGAUAACGGGAUUGAAGAGGAAGCUGCCGCUGAUGAUCGACGGCUCUGGCCUGUCGCACUCUCCGCCCAAAUACAGCCGGACCAUUAGCCUGGACGGCAGCCAGUCGGCCGCAGCCCUGCACGGGGUGCCACACGGAGAUCCUUGGGUGAGAACGCUGGAUCCAUUUGAGGAGCUGGGCUUCUCCAGCGGCAGCGUCUACACAAAUGGGAUGAUCAUCUCUGAUGUUACCGAUCUGCUGGACUUGCAGACGGAGGAGCUGGAUUGCAGCAGGACUAAAGCUGACGACUUGUCUGAGGCCUCUCCUGAAUCCAGGCUCUCCUCUUCAGCCGCACCCACGGUUGAAUUGGACCUCUCUCUCCUGGAGGACCCUGAGCCCGCAGAACCGGGGGAGAAUGCCUUAGACAGGAACGACGCGAGCGACCCGAUGGCUCUGAUCGACUCCAGUCUGGCGGCUAUGCGCUCCGGUUUACCUCUCUCCCCUGGGCCCGGCCUCGAUCUUCUCUCGGAGCUCUUCAACCCUGUGCUCGGCUCUCAAAGCGAAGACGCGAAGCCAGAGGUGCUGAAGGCGAGGCCAGGGCCUGACGCCUGGGCGGAGAAGCAACCGGACACUCAGACAGUUGCUGCUUUGGACUGGGUCACCAGCUGCAGGGAGGAGGAAGAGGAAGAGGAGGUGGAGGAAGGCUCUGACAUACUGCCUUCUUUGCUGCAGCUGGCAGAAGAGGCAUCUGAAUUUGCAUACUGCCCUACGGCGCUGCCUGCCGACCCCCUGCCCCUGGUCUAGCGGGCAGGCUACAAAUCCUUCCCCGAAAGAUACCGUUAUCUGUUUUGUAAUAACAAUGUCGUUGCUACAGCCAUAGUGUACAUCCUUCCUCGAUUCUCAAAGGUUAUUAGGCUUCUCGAAUAGUUGCGUAGUCAAAUUCGUGGGAUUUUCCGCGUGCUGUCGGAAAUGGCGCAAGAACAACAGUUUGAUUAGUUAUUUAUAAAUAGCUUAUUUAAAAUCACAGCAGUCAACUUGGGCAAACGGAAGCAGCCAUAAUGGUGUGAGUUUACGGUUGUUUCGGUUACCGCGCGAGAUGCUGCUCAAAUUUGAAACAUCUCGACUCGACAUGGAACAUUUUAGCAAUCGAACAUUACUACCAGAUUUAGUAAUAAUAAUAACAACAAUAAUAAUAAUGUGCUGGGGAAUACAAAGUUACAAGGAUGCUAUGAGGGACAGUUAUUGGCUAAUUCCAGCUGACAUGUAAUGCAUACUGUAUACAUUACACCUAAGAAUGUAUUUUUUUUUAGAAGGAAACAUUUAGAAAUUAAACAAAAAGGUGACUAGGUACAGAGAAGGAGAAUAUUUAGUCUUGGAGCGCGUUUGGGUUUUUAGCAGCCUGCGUGAUGUUGCUCAGUCCUCCAUAGUGCCUCUUUUUCCACAGACCUGCAGACUCGCAGUAACAGGUGUGCAGUACAGGUGUCUGGAUAUUUUUAGGGGCUUAAAUAUCACAGUUUAAAGGAGCAUGAGGAAAAAAUACACAAUGAACUUGCGGUGCAGUUUAAUUCAAUACUGUGUGGCGUUUUAGUUCAAGUACAUAGUGGAUGUAUAUUCCUCUUAUUUUGGUCAAUAAGUCAUGUUUAUAAACUUUUUAUUAUAUUGUAAAUUAUACGUACAAAAGACCGAUAGUCAUAAUUACUAGAUGAUUUCUGAGUUGUAUAUGGAUGAAUUUGCACUACUCUACUAAUGUAUUUUAAAUGAAUAUUGCACUUUACAUGUAUGUUUGCUGUACAGCGUCAGUUGUUUAUAGUUAAUUUUAAUGGAAUAUCUUUUCACAAGGGUGUCGUUUUCAGAAUAUAUUGUGCUCGUUACCUGUCAUCCAGCUGGUAGAUGCAGAAAAGCUCAAGAAUUAACCAUAGGACACUAAGAACUGUAAAAUACAUAAUCGGAAGUUUGU
This is a messenger RNA of Scleropages formosus (Asian bonytongue), 2700 nucleotides long. Its product is annotated as heat shock factor protein 1. Gene Ontology annotation, biological process: regulation of DNA-templated transcription. Lineage: Eukaryota; Metazoa; Chordata; Actinopteri; Osteoglossiformes; Osteoglossidae. Gene Ontology annotation, molecular function: DNA-binding transcription factor activity; sequence-specific DNA binding. The transcript is spliced from 13 exons. The record is from RefSeq and is a predicted model, not a curated record. Bases 198 to 1547 code for a protein of 449 amino acids.